GCCAUGCAGCGGACAGAUCACUGAUUUUAAUCCAGAUAAAUAUAAGAAUGACGAACUUCCUGCCUACAUUAUCAUACAUUCUACGUGUGUUACAUUGUAAUAGGAGAAACUGUAUGAAGAAAAGACAGGACGAUCCUGUUUAUUUUAGAAAUGUGCUAAAUGAGAAGCAUUCUCGUCGUGACAGGCCAUUACAGAUUGAGGCAUGAUUGCUUAUUCAUGUCUCCCGUGGCCAAGGACAGGACGUAGAAUUGGGAUCCCACAAAACCAGACUGAGUUGGUGCAUUGAUGUGGACGGAUGUAGACAAUCUAGACUCGAACUGCAGUUUGCCAUCGGGCGUACAGGACUAUUCGGGUCGAGUGUUGUUGAAGGGUGAACACACCGAACACAGCGUUUGGCUUGUGAUUUCAUCGAAUGGAGGUUGCUGUAGGUCCCAUGCACCGAGCUCUUCCGGGAAAGUCAGUACAGAAGGGUAACACGCCUGCAGUUAAGGGGAAUUUAUGGGAUCACAAGUUUCAUCUGAUGAGAUGAGCGUACGUGCAGGGCAGGGCAGUGACGAGGUGCUGGUGUCACAAGCUGUGUGGGACUACCUGGCAGCGGCCGGGCGGCCCCUGGCUGCUUGACUUUGAGGACAACAGGGACUGAGUGCCGGCAUCGGUCCGGCGUGGGAACGGGGAGGCUGUUGUGCGGUCAGGCUCUCCCCAGCGGAGGGUAGCGGCAGGUCUCGCGCCGGGCCGACGGAGGGCCCCGUGUCCCCGGCCACUCGCCGAGCCUUUAUAGACCUGUGCCGCUGCGCGCGCAAAGAGAUGACCAAGCAGGAGGCUGCUCCCAAGAGGAAGCGUUCCCUGCUGCCCUGCGUGGCGGUGACCGAGGCAGACGGAGAAAGUAGCUUGCUCCCUCCUCCGCCCCCUCCGCCUCGCCGUUCCCAGAGGCACAGGCGCAAGUGUGGAGGUGAGGCCUGCGUACCACUGGCUGGGCAGCGUGACGCUGCGCUGAGGAGCGAUGGGGAGCUGACCGUGGACCAGCUGGGCGAGGAUGACAAUGGUAGCUGCUCCAUCUGCAUGGGCGAGAUGGUGGAGAAGACGACUCUGGAGAAGUGUGGCCACGUUCUUUUGCCGCUCGUGCUUGACCAGGCGUUCCAGGUGAAGAAGGCGUGUCCUGUCUGCCGGCUGGUUUACGGACAACUCGUCGGCAACCAGCCGGCGAAUGGGAACAUGAUGGUGGAGAGAGACCAAGAUCUGGAGCUGCCCGGACAUGAGGGAUACGGAUGCAUAUGCAUUAUCUAUAGUUUCCCGCCAGGGUUCCAGUCACAAGAGCACCCCAACCCUGGGGUGCGGUACCCGGGCACAGACCGUGUGGCGUACCUGCCUGACAGCCCCGAUGGCAACCGCGUGUUGCAUCUGUUGCGGCGCGCUUUCGAACAGCGCCUCAUCUUCACCAUAGGAACCUCCAUGACAACAGGCAUGCAAAACGUCAUCACCUGGAACGACAUCCACCACAAGACCUCCAUAUGGGGCGGACCACGAUGCUUUGGCUACCCUGAUCCUACAUACCUCGUGCGGGUGACGGAGGAACUCCGGGAAAAGGGGAUAACAGCUGACUGAGCCUCUCUGAUCCAUUACACUUUGGGUCCUCUAGGCACUGGUGAAUGGGCCAGUUCAGCUCCAUCCUCUCCAGGGGUUCGCUGAGUUAAUGCAAGACCGGACGUGUCCUGCGCCAGUGCCCCGGUCCAGAAGAUUCCACGUACACCAAGUUCGUUGUCGGCUUGUUUUUCUUUUUUGGUUAAACUUGCUCUUUGAGUGAUUCCUUAUAACUGAGUGCAGUGCAUUCCCCACAUGCCUUUUUAUUUCUCUUUUUAGAAUUGGUUUGCAAGGAGCACUUUGGGAAAAUAAGAGCAUGUGCCAUUGCACCGUUGAAUGCGGUAGCGUAUUGGGAGUGAUUGGGAAUUCCCUCUGGUGUGUUAGGGAAGAAAACUGAAAAUGAUUGUUUUUGCUUGUUUAGCCUUUGCGUACCUUCUGUCCAGCCAGUUCCCGUGUUCUGUUUAUAGUUUGCCAAGGUCUGGGUGAGGAUGGAGCUGUUGGAAGGAAAUGGCUUACCGUAGCUUUACUGGUAAAGCGGCUUAUUUUAGUGGCUUAUUUUAGUUUGGUUUUGGUCUUCUUAAGCAGCACUAUGAGGCACUUUGCAUUGAAGGAAGAGCAUUAAUAAUAGAGAAGCUGCGCAGAUUAGUUGAGUUCGGGGUCUUCCACAUGGCAAGUGGUACGUGAUAUUUUUCCAGGCAUUGCUGGCUGCCAGGUGCCAGUCCUGGAACCAGCUGUGGAACAGGCCUUCUGAGUCUUGGAUCUUCUUAAAAUUUCCUAUUUGUCUCGCACAGAGAAAAGCUUACAGUCCUAAAUUUCAAGACCAGGUAAUGAACAUUUCACAAUCGCUGUUACUAUCAGGUCAAGUUUUGAAUUCAGGAGCAACAAAGAUAACAAGCAAAGCCACACCCCCCCAUCUGAAAUGGCCAAAGGGUCCGUUCGCUGUCAGUGUAGCGUCUGCUGUGGCCACCUAGGAGUGUUCACCUCAGUGUUUUUGCAGGUAUUGAUUGGAGAAUUAGUGACGACUACCAGAUUUAUAAAAUGAUGUCAUUUUAAAAGGUCCUGUAGACCACCCCAAGCAAAAUGAAAGACACAAUUUAAUCAUUUAAUCUUUAUGCCUCAACUCCACCAAAUGCUAAGCAUUGGAUUUAUUUUUGUUGUUUGUGUGAGUGUGGGAGUGUGUGUGAGUGUGUGUGUGUGUGUGUGUGUAUGUGAGUGUGAGUGUCUGUGUGUGUGUGUAUCAGUAAACUGGUUUCAUUUAUACUGACACAUGAUAGUGUUUUACCAAGUGACCAACUGAAUAUUUGAAAUAUAUGCACCAGUCUGUGAUAAGAAAAUAUGCAGUAACUUUUAUUUUUAUUCUUAGUGUUCCUGCACCUUCACCUCGAGGCUACUGCAUGUUCUUUCCAAUGAUAAACAUUUGUCCAUAGUAGAUAUUAAGCUGUUCACUAGUUAGAAGUCAGCUUGUUUGGCUACACUGCACAAUGCAUUGUAGCUCAUAAAAGCAUAUGUGCUCUAGAAUUCAUAUGUGCUCUAGAAUUCAAUUUGCUUCACAGAUUAUUUCAGAAAAAAAAAAAGAUAUUCCAAAAUGUCAGGAAUCAGGUUAGGUAUGCCUUGCUCUAAUAAGAACAAUUCAUUUCAGUAAUCCCAUAAAUUCAAAAGGAAAGGAAUAAAUGAUUGUCUGUAAAGGUGAUUAAAUAUUUUCUUUGGUUUUCCUUGCUUAUUUGUUUGUUGGGACCAAUUCAAAGAAGGUUUUGAAUGAUAACCUAUAUCAUGCAAAAUUCUAUGCACUUCAAGUUAGGUGGGGAAAAUAGGCAUCUUCAGAAUCCUGAUUAUUAAUCAGAAUUGAUUAUUUGCCUUUGUGUUGAUUCUGUAUUGAUUUGUACAUGACAAAACUGUCUGCUACAAUAUAAAAUAUGUGCUUUACAUUUUCAUACUUGAAUAAAGAGUUCUGUUCAGUU
Messenger RNA from Electrophorus electricus (electric eel), 3536 nucleotides. Lineage: Eukaryota; Metazoa; Chordata; Actinopteri; Gymnotiformes; Gymnotidae. The record is from RefSeq and is a predicted model, not a curated record.